UUCCGCUCUCGCCAACCCGCUCGGCGGCGGGGCUUCCGGUCGGGUGGGUCCGCCAGCUCUCUCGCCCUUUGCCGGGUCCCGACACCGGUUCCGUUGCAAACAUUUUUAAAGGGCUGGUUAUUCUUCGUGAAAUGAGUUUGGUGAUUAGAAAUCUGCAGCGAGUCAUCCCCAUCAGGAGAGCGCCACUUCGCAGUAAGAUCGAGAUUGUAAGGAGGAUUUUAGGAGUGCAGAAAUUUGACGUGGGGAUCAUCUGUGUUGACAACAAGAAUAUUCAGCACAUUAAUAGAAUCUACAGAGAUAGAAAUGUCCCAACCGAUGUGCUUUCUUUUCCAUUUCAUGAGCAUCUGAAAGCAGGUGAAUUUCCCCAGCCUGAUUUUGCAGAUGACUACAAUUUGGGAGACAUUUUCCUAGGAGUGGAGUAUAUCUUCCAUCAGUGUAAAGAAAAUGAAGAUUACAAUGACGUCCUGACGGUGACGGCCACCCACGGACUCUGUCACUUGCUGGGCUUCACACACAGCUCGGAGGCAGAGUGGCAGCAGGUAAGGGGCCCAUCCAUCCCGCUACCGAAGGGGUGCGUGGGGGAAGGAGGCUCCCCCAGGCCCCUGCCAGCCCCCACCCUCCAUCCUGACUGCCCCCACAGGAACUGGACCUCAGACCUGCCCUUGUAAAAAUGACACAGAUGUUUGCUUUCAACAUCCGGCUCCCCAGAUACUUACAGCUGAAUGUGUUCACUAAGGAAAGCGGUCUGAGUGCAGAGGCCGAGAGCCACAGCUGACACUAGCAAGUGGCGCUUGGUCAGAAAGGUCCAAUCAGCUAGAGACUAGGCCAGACCCAGGGCGGAGGCGGGAGCUCUGCCUGAAGUGAGUUCCGGGUUGGUUUCCUCCAGACCCACCCGCUCCCUCUGUGGAGGCCCACGUGAGCAGUGGUCCACGUAGUUAACACGCACACAAUCCUGUGUUGGCGAGCACACUGCUUCUCUGAGUCAUGAAAAACCUUUUUCAUUAAAGAAAUAAAAAGUUUGGCCGGGCGCAGUGGCUCACGCCUGUAAUCCCAGCACUUUGGGAGGCCGAGGUGGGCGGAUCAACUGAGGUUGGGAGUUCGCCACCAGCCUGACCAACAUGGAGAAACCCUGUCUCUACUAAAAAUACAAAAUUAGCUGGGCCUGGUGGUGCAUGCCCUGUAAUCCCAGUUACUCAGCAGGCUGAGGCAGGAGAAUCGCUUGAACCCAGGAGGCGGAGGUUGUGGUUAGCCGAGAGAUCGCGUCAUUGCACUCCAGCCUGGGCAACAAGAGUGAAAGUCCGUCUCAAAAAGAAAAAAAGUUGGCCAGGCGCAGUGGCUCACGCCUGUAAUCCCAGCACUUUGGGAGGCCGAGGACGGUGGAUCACUUGAGGUCAGGAGUUCAAGAUCAGUCUGGCCAACAUGGUGAAACCCCGUCUCUACUAAAAAUACAAAAAUUAGCCGGGCGUGGUGGUGGGAGCCUGUAAUCCCAGCUACAAGGGAGGCUGAGGCAGGAGAAUGGCUUGAACCCAGGAGGCGGAGGUUGCAGUGAGCCCUCCUCCCCUCCCCCUCCCGUGCCCCCCUCCCCCCUCCCGUGCCCCCCUCCCUUUCUCCCCUUCCCCUGCCGAGGCCCCCUUAUUCUCCCAGCCUGUGGCGGUUCCUGCACUCGCUGAGCUCAGGUUCUGGUGAAGGUGCCAGGAGCCGGAUCCCGCCCUUUGGCCUGAGCUAGAGCCGCGCGGGCGGCCGGGUUCCCCCAAACCCUGUGGGAGGGGCGUCCCGAGGAGGCGACCCCUGAGAGUGGGGCGCGGACCCCUUCCCUGGGGAGGACCAGCGCGCUUCCUUCCUUCCAGAUGUUCCAGAAGGAGAAGGCGGUGCUGGACGAGCUGGGCCGACGCACGGGGACCUGGCUGCAGCCCCUGACCUGGGGCCUCUUCGGAGGGAGCUGAGGGCCGCGUUCCUUCUGAAAGCGGGACCGGGGAGGGGUGGAGGCUGCGGGGAGCGGGGGUUGCACACAAAUAAAUAACGAAUGAAUGUACGA
This is a messenger RNA of Symphalangus syndactylus (siamang), 2035 nucleotides long. It is a transcript of the gene YBEY, whose product is annotated as ybeY metalloendoribonuclease. Gene Ontology annotation, molecular function: metalloendopeptidase activity. The record is from RefSeq and is a predicted model, not a curated record. Gene Ontology annotation, biological process: rRNA processing. NCBI's taxonomy places the organism in Eukaryota, Metazoa, Chordata, Mammalia, Primates, Hylobatidae.